UGUCUCUUCGAGUUUGACAGUGUCGAGCCAGUUUCCCCGCUGAACCCUCUCGUCAAAUCUCUAUGAUUUUUCUUCUGGCGGGAUCCAAUUUUGGUUUUCUUCUGUCCUUUCGGAGUUUCCGAAUUCUCAUAUACUCUUCCAUUUCAAUCUUCAAUGUCUUUUAUUCAUCUUCUUCGCAAAACCAUCAAUAUCACAUCAUCAGGUAUCCCUAAACUUCACGUUCUUCAACAUUGGGAGUUCUUAGUGUUAUCUUCUAGAUACAUUUGCAGCGAACCAAAGGAGCAUCGAUUUUCAGUCACAUACCUUAUAAACAAAUGUGGGUUAUCUCCAGAAUCUGCUUUUUCAGCUUCAAGGUAUGUUAAUUUUGAAACCCCGGAUAAAGCCGACUCUGUUCUUGCUCUCUUCGAGAAUUAUGGCUUCUCGAAAACGCAGAUAGGAAUUCUCGUUAAGGGUCUUCCUCAAGUGCUUUCAUCUGAUCCUGCAAAGACCCUUCUCCCCAAACUCGAGUUUUUCCGCUCUAGAUGUGUUUCGACUACUGACAUCACGAAGAUCUUCUGCUACAAUCCGGGACUAUUGAAAAGAAGCUUAGAGAAGCAUAUAAUCCCUUCGUUUAAUAUCUUGAAAGAGUUGCUAAAAUCAGAGGAGAAGACUAUUGCUUCGAUCAAACGAUUUGGAAAGAUUCUGUUGAUUGAUCUUGACACUUUCUUUGUACCGAAUAUCAACGUGUUGAGAGAAUAUGGAGUGCCUGAGUCGAAAAUCAUCACUCUAAUUCACUACCAGCCAAGGUCGAUUGCAGGCAAGACCCAUAUAUUCAGAGAGAAUGUUGAGGAAGUAAAGAAAAUGGGAUUCAAUCCUUUGAGGUUGAAGUUUGUUCUGGCAGUGUAUGCAUUGAGGACAAUGAGCAGAUCCACAUGGGACACCAAGUUCAAGGUUUAUAAAGAUGGGGUUGGUCUGAGAAAGAUAUAAUUGAAGCUUUUAAGAGGCAUCCAUGGUGUAUGAUGGUGUCUGAGAAAAAGAUUAUGGGGAGUAAUGGAUGUUCUUGUAAAGAUUUGGAUAUUGAUUACUCUGAGAUUGGUUCGAC
Messenger RNA from Carica papaya (papaya), 1081 nucleotides. RefSeq names its product transcription termination factor MTERF8, chloroplastic-like. The record is from RefSeq and is a predicted model, not a curated record. Gene Ontology annotation, biological process: regulation of DNA-templated transcription. Gene Ontology annotation, molecular function: double-stranded DNA binding. Lineage: Eukaryota; Viridiplantae; Streptophyta; Magnoliopsida; Brassicales; Caricaceae.